This is a messenger RNA of Striga asiatica, 1317 nucleotides long. Lineage: Eukaryota; Viridiplantae; Streptophyta; Magnoliopsida; Lamiales; Orobanchaceae. The record is from the annotation of a GenBank genome assembly.
AUUGGAGUGACUUUUACUAUAUCCCUUCGCUAUUCAACGCCGACCUUUUUUUCCCAUAACUUUCUGCGCCACAUUUAACGUCACUCGCUUCUCUACCCCCAAAUAUUCUCACAAAAUCAGCAGCUUUUUACACUGCUUUUGUCCUUCCCCCCAAAUUCACCCACAAAAAUCCACCGCCCCGCCGCCGCCCAUGGCGCUGAGCAAUAACAUCACCGCCAUCGUAAACUUCGUCGCCCUCCUCUGCUCCGUCCCCAUCAUAGCCUCCGGCAUAUGGCUCGCCGCCCAGACCGACAACGAGUGCAUCCACUGGCUCCGGUGGCCGCUCGUCGUCCUCGGCCUCGCCUUCCUGCUCGUCGCCCUCGCCGGAUUCGUCGGCGCCUACUGGAAGAAGGAGGGCCUCCUCGGCCUCUACCUCGUCUGUAUGUUCAUCCUCAUCGUCCUCCUCCUCGCCCUUCUCGUGCUCGCGUUCGUCGUCACGCGCCCCGACGGCGCGUACCCGGUCGACGGGAUGGCCUCUCGCGAGUACAGGCUCGGGGGUUACUCGUCCUGGCUCAGGGAUCGGAUCGCCGACAGCGACAGCUGGGGGAGGAUAAGGGCGUGUUUGGCGGAUUCCCAGAUCUGCACCAAGCUCGCCGGUCGGUACGUCUCGGCGGCGGAUUUCUUCGCGGCGGAUCUUUCGCCAAUUGAGUCGGGAUGCUGUAAGCCUCCAAUAAUGUGUGGGCUCACGUACUCGACCCCAACAACUUGGGUAGGGACACCAAAUGUAGCAGCAAAUACCGAUUGUGCCCUCUGGAAUAAUGACCCCAGCCAGCUGUGCUACAGUUGUGAUUCGUGCAAAGCUGGCUUGCUCGGAAACUUGAGGCAUGAAUGGAGGAGAGCAAAUGUCAUACUCAUUAUUACAGUUGUCGUCUUAAUUUUCUUGUAUGUUAUAGCUUGCAGUGCCUACAAAAACGCCCAAACCGAAGAACUUUUCCGCAGGUACAAACGAGGAUGGGCUUAAAACCAAACAUAGUUGCUGGAAAAAGUAAUUCGUCGUAAGUGAAGACAUGAGGCUGGGUUUUCUUGCUUUUUUUCAUGUAAAAAUGUUAUUUGAUGUUGUGUUUCUUGAAGAGUUUGUAGAUAUUCUUUUGUAGAUUGGGUUUCUGCUGUGUUUAGAGUGUAAAAGUACAACAUGUGGAACUUUAAAGGUAGGAGAUGGUUAUGGGUGGGAUAUAAUGUUCAGAUAUUCUUGACUUGUAACUUGAAAAAGAAUAAGAAUCAAUCCGAACCUUUUACCGUUCUUUUUAUUUAUUUAUUUUUUCUCAUUUUGGAAGAAAA